Pieris macdunnoughi is the source of this 795-nucleotide messenger RNA. NCBI's taxonomy places the organism in Eukaryota, Metazoa, Arthropoda, Insecta, Lepidoptera, Pieridae. The record is from the annotation of a GenBank genome assembly.
AUGCGUGGAAUUAUUGGGUUAUGUUUAGUUUUAGCUGUGGCCACAGCAAACCCCACAACGCAAAACGAGUCCAGAUAUAGCAGAAUAAUCGGCGGUGAUGUGACGACGAUUGAUCGGUAUCCAUCCGCCGUAGCUCUGAUGGGAUAUGACUGCUUCGCUAAUGUUCACUAUCAAAUGUGUGGCGGCGCCAUUAUCAAUAGUAGAUCUGUUUUGACAGCGGCUCAUUGCUUAACAGACAUUGUGCCGUUAUAUUACCGGAAGAUGCGCGUAGGGUCUGCUUUUAAAAACUCGGGUGGUGUCGUUCAUGACGUUGCGAAAGUAAUAAUACAUUUUGAAUACAUAUCACGAACUGUAGUUAACGACAUUGGUAUCCUUCGUUCGAAAACGUCAUUUGAAUUCAAUGAAAACGUAGCACCCGGUGCGGUUGCAGGAAGGAAUUAUUAUUUAGGAGAUAAUCAACCUAUAUGGGCAAUUGGAUGGGGAAUGAUGAAUUUGACUACCGGCGAAGGAGCUGAGCAGUUAAGAGAAGUCCAAGUAUACUCAAUCAACUGGAACAUAUGUGCGCAGCGCUAUAAUGAAAAUGGCCAGAACUUAGGAGAAAACAUGUUUUGUAUGGGCCUUUUAGACGUGGGAGGAAAAAAUACAUGUUUCGGCGACUCGGGCAGCCCUGUUUAUCACAAUAAUGUAAUUGUUGGUGUAUGUUCUUGGGGACCUUCACCUUGCGCAGACGCUCGAUUCCCUGCGGUUAAUACUCUCGUUUCAGCUUAUGAAGAUUGGUUAAGGGCUAAUGCCUAG